AUGCGUCUCCGAGCGCUCGAGGGCCGAGUCGGUCGCGCAUCCGACAACGCGACGCCGCUCGUGACCCGUGUCGCGGCGCUGACGACCGCGCUCGAGGACGCCGUUGCGGGAGUGCCCGCGCUGAAGCAGUUCUACGACAAUUACGACCGAUACGCUCCGCUGCUGUCGACGCAAGCUGAGGAUCUGCUUGAGACGGAGGACCGCGUACGGCCGGCGGACCUUCUUCCGCUCGAGAGCAAAGCGCAGCUCGUCAUUUCCGCCGCGCCGGACCUGAUCGAGGCGGAGAAGGGACUGCGCGAGAUCGACAUCCUGGACAAGCGCGGUGUCGCAGGCGCUGGCGACUUGGAGCAGAUCACAACACUCGCUCCCGCGCUCGAGAAGGGCCAGGCGGAGCUGAAAGUGCGUCGCGAGCGUUUGGCGCGUGAGCGCGCUGCUGUCUCCGGGCUCGUCGCGCGGUAUAAUGAAUUUACAGAGACCGUCUCUGAGCUCUUCCUCCAACUGCACCAGGACGUUACAAGGCUCGAGGAGGGUGUUGCGCGUGCCGAGCGGGCAAAGAGGAAGGAGGAGGCCGAGAGGUAUUAA
Trichosporon asahii var. asahii CBS 2479 is the source of this 582-nucleotide messenger RNA. RefSeq lists its product as uncharacterized. Gene Ontology annotation, cellular component: dynactin complex. The record is from RefSeq and is a predicted model, not a curated record. The transcript is spliced from 4 exons. Lineage: Eukaryota; Fungi; Basidiomycota; Tremellomycetes; Trichosporonales; Trichosporonaceae. Gene Ontology annotation, biological process: cytoskeleton-dependent cytokinesis. The coding region runs from base 1 to 582 and encodes 193 amino acids.